AUGACUGGGCGGCCGAAGUCUCAGAGACUGGUCGAAUCCCAUAACAGAGAAGGAAAACCCGCUAUUGAAUCAACAACGUCACGAAUAGUUCCCGAAAGAACUUUGAGAUCAUCGCUUGUAAAUAUUUCAGUGGAUUCAACCGACAAUAAUAGCGAUUCACUAAAGAAGAUUGAUAAGUCUUUGGUUUCUACUUUCAAAGAUGAAACAUCAAAGCGCCGCGAUGAUUAUAUGUUUAAUUUUGAUAAAAGAUUGAUAUUUGACAACCUUUCGCAUCUUGAAUUGUUGAAUGAGCUGAAAAUUGCAAUAUCAGAUGAUGAUGAGUACAAACAUGGCGGUAAAACAGAAUUGUUUAACUUUGCUAAAUAUUCCAUUAAUAUCACUGGUGGGCCGUCCGGAAUCAAUAAUAGCCAAUCCCAGGAUAUUGAUUAUCAACUAUUAUCGGAGAAGAAAAAUCUAAAAAUAACCAAUUAUCAUGAAUCAGAUACCACACAAACUGUUACCACAAAAAGAGGUACCACAAUUGUCAAACCUCAUAAAAUCAAGCUACGAAGAAAAUUGAAAAAAAUCCCAAGUGACAAUAAUCUGAGAAGCAGUAUCCUUAAAGAUUCUGUUGAUGCUAAUGAUCCAUUGAAUGAUAAUGUAUAUUCGAGAUACCAUAAGUCGAAAGUUAGAACAGAAAAGAGUUUUGCAAUUAUUGAUAAAACCAAAUUUUUAGAUGAUGUCAAUAGUCUCAGAGUGAAUUUGAGAAGAUUGAUUGAUUUAUUGAAUGUUGACUCCAAGGCGCUUAUGAAUUCUUAUGUUUGCAAACUAAUAGAAUUUUUACAGAAUCCGUGCUCAUCAACUACUUUGAAUAAUGUCGAAUUCUCCAGCAACUCAUCGUUCAUCAUAUCUUAUAUCAACCUUUACUACUUCAAGCUUCAUGAUGGCGAAUCACCAAAUUAUUCCAAACUUCCACAUCUUUUAGACAAUUUCUUUGAUCCUGAAGAUAUUUCAAGUAAAAAAACUAACGAAGUCACAGAAAAGAAUCAAUAUAACAGCUUAAGAUACUUGCUACAGAAAAACCCAACAUAUAGGGAAGAUUUCAAAAAUUUACUUUUGAGUGACAAAGGUUACAAAGAACAAUUAGAAUCAGGAAAUAUGAGAAGUAAUUCUGGUUUGAAUUUUAAACUUGACGAUUAUUCAUUGAAUGAUGAGGAAAAAGAACGUCUCCAAGGGAGAAGCACGGCCAUUUUCAACAGCUACACUAAUUUUGAAAAACUUUUGGUGAACACUAAUAAUGGAACAACUUCUAAUAGCGUCAAGGGUAAUUUGACUCUUUCUAUGGACAGAAUUCUUGAUGAAAUUGACUUAACUACCACAUCCUAUCCAAUUCAGCUAACGACGAAGGAUAAAUUAAUAAUCCGGUUUUUACAAGAACUGACAUUUAUUAAUCCAGGUGUAAUGUCGAGUUUGGAAAAAAUCACAACUAAUAAUGACCCUAAUUCUACUAGAAAUGAUGAUCUUUUGGGAGAAAACAUUUCAAGGUUUCAAGAAUUUGGUCGGAUUCUUGAAUAUUUAUCGAAAAUUACUCUCUUGACCUUAUAUGAAACUUAUAAGCCUCUAAAAUUUUUCGAAGGUUAUUGGAGCAACAAGAACGAAUACCUAUCAUUUAUUAGAGCUAGAGAACAUCAAGAGCUAAUAAAAGCGAAAGAUUCGAGUACCUCCGAUAAUAGCGCUGCUAAUUCACGGAGAAAGAAAUCUCAUUCAAAAUCUCAUUUAUUGCACAAUAAGUUUGAAAACUUUGAUUAUUUGGACAUUUGUAUUUCUGAUCCCGAAGAUGAAUAUGAAUACUCUGAUCCUGAUGAUAGUCUAACUGUUGAAGAAUUGAAAUUGAAGCACCGGAAGCAAUCCCAAAAGAAAUAUAUUAAACAUUAUGAUAUGAUGCAUGAAGAAGAUACUGAGUGCCAAGGAGAUUUUAAUAUUACAACAUCUCCUAACACAAAGAAAUUUAUUUUCAAUACGAGUGCCAAUACAAAAGUUGUGUUCGAUCCAAAAUUUGGGGCAAAAUUUUUCAAUACCGAAGAGUCAAACAAGUACAAGAAAAAGUCAUUAUCAACAAGUCCUAUAUUAACAGAUACUCAAACAACUUUUGAUGAUAAUGAUGUAUAUCAUCACGGAAAAAAUGUUCUUGGCGAACAAAAAAUAGUAAUUCCAAGUUCCUACGUUGACACUGACGCCCCAUUAUUUGAGCUGAAUUAUGUUGAUGAAUUGAAAGAACGCAAAAUUAUUAGCAGGUCAUUCAAGAGCUUUUUUAAGUCAACUAAAGGUAAAAGAAUGUAUUAUAAACCAUAUGAUGAAAUUCAUGAAACAAAGAUAAAUAUUUCACAAGAGGAAGAAAAAAAUAGCGAUUCAAUUAAUAAGCGGCUAAGGAAGGGAAAACCAAAAAUAAAUUAUAAUGAUAUUACUCAAAGAAAAUUAUUGGCAGCUGGUGAAGAUGGUGAUAAUUAUUUGGCCUUUGGAUUGCCCUUGCCUGUUUCAAUAAAGAAAACCAAAGAAUUUGAGUUGCCCGUUGAUUUUUUUCAAACAUAG
Messenger RNA from Saccharomycopsis crataegensis, 2568 nucleotides. RefSeq lists its product as uncharacterized. NCBI's taxonomy places the organism in Eukaryota, Fungi, Ascomycota, Saccharomycetes, Ascoideales, Saccharomycopsidaceae. The transcript has a single exon. The coding region runs from base 1 to 2568 and encodes 855 amino acids. The record is from RefSeq and is a predicted model, not a curated record.